GCUCACUUUGGCCUUUCCUCCGCCCGGAGCUCAGAUUAAAUUGCGCACAGUUGUGGCAGGGCUGCUGUUAAUCCGCUUAUUCCCGUACAGUUUGGGAGAAGUCAACCCUCACUCUCCAGAAUGCUCAGCACAGUCAGCAAACAACUGAGAAACCACCCGGCAUUGAUCCCCCUGUUCAUCUUCAUCGGUGGAGGGGCCACCAUGUCCAUGAUGUACCUUGCUCGCCUGGCUCUUCGAAAUCCCGAUGUGUGCUGGGACCGCAAGAACAACCCAGAGCCUUGGAACAAGAUGAGCCCCACCGAUCAGUACAAGUUUUUCACCGUCAACAUGGACUACAGCAAGCUGAAGAAGAAUGGACCUGACUUCUAAGAUCAUAUCUGCUGGACCAAAGGCAUGAAUCCGCACAGGUCAUCCUCAGCCUUCAUGGAUGGACGGAUGCAAAAACCGCACAAUGUUUCUUGUCUAAGUUUCCCCAUCGCAUCCCAUUGACUCUUCAAAACAUGCCCCCCUUUUUUUUCCCUCAUUAUAAAUGGUUGUCAAUAAACUAAAGGAGUCUUUUCUCCUCCAUACAGAGAAAA
Messenger RNA from Myripristis murdjan (pinecone soldierfish), 578 nucleotides. It is a transcript of the gene coxfa4a, whose product is annotated as NDUFA4 mitochondrial complex associated a. Gene Ontology annotation, cellular component: respiratory chain complex IV. Bases 121 to 369 code for a protein of 82 amino acids. The record is from RefSeq and is a predicted model, not a curated record. Lineage: Eukaryota; Metazoa; Chordata; Actinopteri; Holocentriformes; Holocentridae. The transcript has 4 exons.